Molecule: messenger RNA, 1461 nt
Organism: Scylla paramamosain (green mud crab)
Lineage: Eukaryota; Metazoa; Arthropoda; Malacostraca; Decapoda; Portunidae
Exons: 1
Coding region: 1-1461 (486 amino acids)
Molecular function (GO): catalytic activity
Source: RefSeq, a predicted model, not a curated record
AUGCUGAGGGCGCCACCCACGCGGACCAGCCUGCAGGGCUUCCCCAGGCUCAGAGUCCUGCAAUGGAACGUGCAGGGCCUGCGACCCAAGAAACAUCAAGUCCUACAGGUCGUCUUCGAGGAGCACCUUGACGUUGUGCUCCUCCAGGAAACACUGACGCCCGCCGACUUUGAAUGGAGGGUGGCGGGCUACACCCUUCACUCGCUCCCCACAGCGGAGGGCACCCGAGGCUGUGCAGCGCUGGUGAGGAGCACAAUCCCUCACCGUAGGGUUGCAGCCCCAGUCAACUGCGGGGACGGUGUGGAGGUCCUGGCGCUGGAGCUGCAGGUGGGAAGUCUCCCGCUCCUGGUAUACAACGUAUACAGGAGCCAGCGACACCAGCUGGAGGCAGGAGAGCUUCUCACCCUCGCCUCCCACUCCAGUCUCUUGGUUGCGGGCGACCUCAACGCCCACCACCCCAUGCUACAGUCACCGUCCCCAGCCAACGAAACGGGCCGCCACCUGGCCGUGCUGCUCGAGGAAAUCCCUCACGUGUGCCUUCUCAACACAGGGGAGGCCACCCACACCCGGGGAGGAAGGCUUGACCUCACGUUGGUCUCGAGUGACCUGGCGGCAGGCGCUACGUGGCAGGUGCACCCGACCCUCACCAGCGACCACUUUGCCACCCUCACCACCCUCCCAGUGGCCCCGCCGGUCCCACCCCGCCCGCCCCCACGCUGGAACAUAAGGAGAGCGGACUGGACCAAGUUUCAGGCCUCUCUUGACGAGUGGUGGGCCGCUUAUCAGCCGCCCGCCGACCUACAUCAGCAGGAGAGGGACCUGACGACGGCCAUCCAGACCGCAGCCGCCGCAGCCAUCCCCAGGUGCACCCCGAGCCGCCGCCACCGGACAGACUGGUGGUACUACAACGAAGAGGUGCGCGAGCACAACCACCGUGUCAACCAGCACAGAAAACUGUACAAAAGGCGCCCCAACCCCAACAACCUAAGACUCCUACAGGAUGUGGUGGCCCGCGCACGGCAGGUAUCCCUGAGGGCCAGAGAGGCUAAGUGGCUGGAGUGGUGCGCCACUUUUAGCCACCACACGUCUCUAGGCCAGCUGUGGAGGAGCGUGAGGACAGCCUCCGGCGCUGCCCCGCCCCGCCCGCCCGCCCACCCGCACCCGCAGCAGGAGGCAGAGAGGCUUGCCACCAUGUUCACCACGCGGAGCUCCAGUGACCAGCUUCCUCCCCAGACACAACGCAUCCAGCAGCAGCUCCGACCACACCGCGACGAGGCUGUCAGGGAGGCGAUGGAGGAAGCCGACGUGACUGACCAGCCCUUCUCCCUUCAAGAGCUGGAGCGGGCUAGGAGGAGAGGCCGCGACACGGCAGCGGGGGCGGACGGCGUGCCAUACUCCAUGUUGGCGCACGCUGGGCCGGCUGGGGACGCCGCGCUGUUGGCCACCAUCAACGCCUCAUAG